AUCAACAAAACAAGAAAACUGAAAAAUGAACUCCUAAUUCAAGAAGAAAAUAAAGGCUACGCAGAAGCGAGAACUCCUUUGCGCUGCGGACGAAACCCUCAGCCGCCUGCUCGCCUCUGCCCGGAAUUCACCCUUUCUCCGCCGACGUCGGAUACCGAUCAGCCAAACACGACGUUGCCCCCCUCUGCUGCAUCAACCCUUCGCCUCUGCGCAGCGGCUCAACGCGAUCACUCCUCCAGCGGCACUAUAAAGCAAAAAGGUGUAAGAAAUUUGAUAGGAGAGGGAUAAACUAUCAGUCUAUCAGAGUAAUGAGAAGUAACCAACUGGUGGCACAAAUCCCAGCGAGCCUCGGCCAUGAACUCAGGGCUUCUCUCAGCCGCCGUCUUGUCAAAACAUAUGACCAGCACUACUAGUGCUGGUUCCCCAUUUAUUGAACCCAGACCCACCCCUGUCUCUACCGGUUUUGGCACCGAUACCCUCACUCGCCACCGCCGGCACGGUAUCGAGUCCGGAUGUGGAAUUGCUGCUACCGGUUCUGGACUGUGUCGUUUCCAAGUCUACGCAAAAGUGGUUUGCCCCAAGUUUUAUUGGUGUAAAUAAAGUUGCAAGCAGUCAUGAAAUAUUCAAGUCCCAAAAAGCAUUGGAGUGCAGUCACAGUUUUUGCCAAGCGAUUUUACUCUGGGAAACAUAAUUUUGAAGUUCAUGUGGAUGCCCUCAGCAUCAAAACUGGGUUUGACCCAAGAACAUCUAGGUUCAACUUUCAGCUGAAGAAUUUAAUGAGAAGCAAUCGGAUUGCUGAGGCGGAAGAACUCUAUGAACAAAUGCCUUGCAAAAACACUUGCUCGGUAAAUAUGAUGAUAUCAGGGUAUGUUAAUUCUGGCAAUCUUUCUCGUGCUGGUGAGGUGUUUGAUAGCAUGUCUGAGCAAACGGAGGUGUCUUGGACAAUAAUGAUUGGAGCAUACUCGCGUCAUAAGCAGCCCAAGGAAGCUUUUACACUCUACGCUCGAAUGUGUAGAUCGGGGAUGAAUCCUGAUUAUAUCACCUUUGCUACACUUUUAUCUAGCUGUGAUGGCACAUCAACUGCAAUUGAAGUGCUUCAGAUUCAUGCGCAUAUCGUUAAGUUUGGAAUCAGUUCAAAUAAUAUGGUUUGCAAUAGCUUGGUGGAUUCGUACUGCAAGUGCCAACGCCUUGAUAUAGCCCUUCAACUCUUCGAAGAAAUGGCUGCUAAAGAUUCGGUGAGCUUUAAUGCAAUGAUAACAGGAUUCUCCAAACAGGGUGCAAAUGGAGAAGCAGUAAAGCUCUUUCAAGAAAUGCAAUACUUGGGUCUGAAGCCUUCAGAUUUCACUCUCGCGGCAGUGAUAGGCGCCGUUGUUGGAUUAGAUGAUGCUACAUUUGGGAGACAAGUUCAUGCACUUGCAAUUAAGACUAGCUAUGUGUGGAAUGUAUUUGUAGGGAAUGCCUUCCUUGACUUUUACUCCAAACAAAACCUUUUAGGUGACACAAGUAAACUCUUUGAUGAAAUGCCCGAGUUGGAUGGGGUUUCUUAUAAUAUUAUAAUUACAGGGUUUGCAUGGGAUGGUCAGUAUGAGAAAGCAUUCCAUCUCUUCCACAAAUUAAAGAAUACUAUGUUUGAUAGAAGGCAUUUUCCUUUUGCAACCAUGCUGAGCAUUGCAGGAAUUACUCAGAAUUUACAAUGGGGAAGGCAACUCCAUGCACAAGCUAUAGUGACUAAAGCAGAUUCAGAGAUACAAGUAGGGAAUGCUCUAGUUGACAUGUAUGCAAAAUGUGACAGACUAGAGGAAACAAAUUCUGUUUUCACAAACCUGGCUUAUAGUUCUGUUUCAUGGACAGCAAUAAUCUCUGUAUAUGUUCAGAAGGGCCUUUUUGAGGAAGCCGUGACGUUGUUCAAGGAAAUGGCUAGAGAAAAUGUUCAUGGUGAUCAGGCUACUUUUGCAUGUGUAGUAAAAGCUUCGGCAAGCUUGGCUUCAGUUUCGCUUGGGAGGCAAUUACACUCAGAUAUAAUCAGACUAGGAUUGAUGUCAAAUGUUUUCUCAGGAAGUGCACUCCUGGACAUGUAUGCAAAAUGUGGGGCUAUAAAAGAUGCAAUUGAGAUUUUCAAGGAGAUGCCUGAUAGAAAUAUAGUGUCCUGGAAUGCAAUGCUUUCAGCUUAUGCUCAAAAUGGUGACGAUGAAGCUACCCUGAGGUCCUUUAAACUGAUGACUGAAUCUGGUCUUUAUCCUGACACAGUUAGUUUCCUCAGUGUCUUAACUGCAUGCAGUCAUCAUGGGCUUGUUGAAGCUGCACAAGAGUAUUUCAGUUCCAUGACCCAAUCAUAUAAUUUGGAACCAAAGAGAGAACACUAUACUACUAUGGUUGAUGUGUUGUGUAGAAACGGACGAUUUGAUGAAGCAGAGAAAUUAAUCUCUGAAAUGCCUUAUGUGCCGGAUGAGAUUCUCUGGUCAUCAGUUUUGAACGCAUGCAGAAUUCAUAAGAAUCAUGAACUUGCCAGAAAAGCUGGUGACCAACUAUUCAAUAUGAACAUGUCAAGUGAUGCCGCUGCUUAUGUUUAUGUCAAUAUGUCAAACAUCUAUGCAGAGGCUGGCCAAUGGAAUAAAGUAGCAAGAGUGAAAAAGGAUAUGAGGGAAAGGGGAAUUAAGAAAGUAGCAGCAUGUAGUUGGGUUGAAAUUGACCAUGUUGUUCAUAAAUUUACUGCAAAUGAUAUGACCCACCCACAAUUUGAGGCAAUUAGAAAGAAAAUUGACUUAUUGGGGAUGCAGAUGGAAAAGGAAGGAUACAACCCGAACACAAAGUGUGCCCUACACAAUGUAGAUGAAGGAGUUAAAUUAGAAUCACUCAAGUAUCAUAGUGAAAGAUUAGCUAUCGCGUUUGCUUUGAUUAGUACUCCAGAAGGGUCGCCUAUUGUAGUGAUGAAAAAUUUGCGAGCUUGUAUAGACUGUCAUGAUGCCAUCAAAAUAAUUUCAAAAAUUGUUGGGAGGGAGAUUAGUGUUCGAGAUUCAAGCAGAUUCCAUCAUUUUAAAAAUGGAUCAUGUACCUGUAGAGACUACUGGUGACAUAACUAUUUGGAAACAGUAUAAUAGUCAUAUUUCAAAUGAGCCUCUAUUUAACAUAUUGGAUUAUGCUGGUCUGUAUGCAUUUUCUCUUGAGUGAGCAUAGUUAUCUGUUUCGGGAACCUUACCUCCACAGCUCCACCAAGAUGCGGAGGCGGAGCGCUAAUCCUGUGUGAUUCAUGGGCUUUGAAUUGAAGGGCCUAACUAUUUGAAAGGUUCUAAUAUGCUUGAACUGAAAGAGGUUGAAGUCAUUGAGCAAACGAGUUGCAGACAUUGAAAAGAGGAUCCAGUUGCAAAGCGGGUAGCAACAUCUCCUCCUUCCAAGGAUGUCCUAGAAGACCAGGCCACCUUGUCACAAACUGACUCCCUUUCACAAUACAACGAGGUAUUGUAGAUUUGUCUUAGUAAAUUGUCUUGUUCUCCUUCAAUGAAAGGUACACCACACGUUAAGGGAGUCCCUUGAUUGGUUUUAGAUUUCAUUUCUUCAAACUCUCUUUCAUUGAAAUGUGAGAAUUCACUAACUUAUUACGGGUAAUGCACUAAUACUGCUUUAACACCAUAUUUCACACCACCUUCAUUUUUGUACUCACAAAUACUCACUCAUGCAUGUCUAUGUGCGUGCCCUAAGCACAAAAAAUGAAUGUGGUUUGAAAGGCGGUGUUAACAUAGCAUUUGUCACUCAUCACCCUUUUCACUAAUCACUACAUCCAAGUAAUAUUGCACUACAUCCAAGUAAUAUAUCCUUUUCCUUUUAAAGUAAGAUGGUGUGGUUUAUAUUGAUUCUUCCACAUCUAAAUAGAUAACCACACAAAUACAUUGCCCAUGAAACCAUAUAUGUGGAAUUGACGCAUGAUGAUGAUAGUUUUAGAAUUUGCAUCUCAUUGUUCCUGCUUAUAAAGGUUACUAGUGGGACGUCAUCUGGUUUAUUACAUUGUCACCGUGCUUUUUGCCUGAAUUGGUUAAUUAAUCACUAUAAAUUUAAAGUCACUAUCAUUGACCACGACGAAGCUGGGAUUAAGGUGUUGGUAAUUGUGGUGAUUCUGAUGACAAAAACAUGUACUCCUUAUCAAUUAAAUGCGUAUAACUUUUUUAGCCAAAGGGAAUGUACUUCCCUUUCAUGUCUAUGUGAGAGAACUAAUGUUCCAUAUCUUUUGUUUAUCCUUUUCAUGAGAUUACCCCAAUUCUAAGUCUUUUUUCUUCAUCGUCAACGGCUACUUUUAACAAGGUAUAUGCAUGAUUGCCUUUAGCAUAGUGUCCUACUUAUUUAUAAAACUUUCAGCUCCUCCUUCCUUGUUGUUUGCUACAUCGUUGAAGCUUAAUUCUUCUUCGUCGAGAUCUUUUUGGCUAUCUUUUUUUUUAAAUCGGCUGCAGGUAUAUUAUUGUUGGAUCUUUUCCUCCUUUUUUGCUCUAGAAAAACUGCCCCCAUUUGUGCCGGUGCUCUCAUUUCUCAGCAUGCUAUGUUCAAACGUUAUAAGUACAGAGUACUUGUGAUUUAGAUGGUAUUUGGGAGUGAUUAACUUAUGGUUAAAGUGAUUUUCACAAAAUCUGAAAGCAAAAGCACCAUAUAUCUGCUUUUCCAAAAUGGUGUUCUAUGUACACAAUGAUGGUAUAGAAAAGCAGAAGUUGGUAUGCCAAACAGAAUAAAAUGAUUACCACACU
Messenger RNA from Cuscuta campestris, 4727 nucleotides. NCBI's taxonomy places the organism in Eukaryota, Viridiplantae, Streptophyta, Magnoliopsida, Solanales, Convolvulaceae. The record is from the annotation of a GenBank genome assembly.